UUUUGACAAACGUAUAGGUAAUUUUAUUUGUGGUGGAGGACAUUAAGGUUCCCUGGGAUUGUGCAGGUCCAGGGAUUUAACAGACGGAUCCUGGUUAGGAAACAGGACAACAUUAAGGCUCUUGGGAAAUAUAAUCAAACAGGAACAAGUGGAAACACCAAGAGCUGGCCAGAGGUUGGUCCUGGGGUCUCACUGCACCAGGAUCUGGCCCUCUGGAAUGCCUGGCGACUUCAUGGCAGCUCCUGGCCCUCCUCAGGGAGCGGUCUCACCACUCUGACGUGUGUUUAGGCCACGAGAUGAGACCUAGGACUGGGUUCUGGCUCUCUGCCCUGCAACUUUCCUGCCACUACCCGCGCCCGCAUCCCUGCCCACCAGUGGGGGGCGCUCCAGUCGGUGACAGCCAACUUUCGCUGCUGCCACCACAACCGCAGGGCCCGAUUACCUCUCCAGUCUAUUAGAAACCGGUUUCAGAUGCGCGGUGGAACGGCGGGCGGGAAAAAGCCCAAGCGCUGUCUCGGGUGCCCCUUCGGGUCAGCCAUCCUCUGGUCUCCGAGGCUCGGGGCUAACUGGGCGCGAACCGCUGAGCCCGCCUACCAAUCAGGCCCUUUCUCCCGCCCCUCUGCGGCUGAAACCCUCAAAGGGUUGCAGUUUCAGCUUUCACUUAGAGACAGCAACUCCAAAUUCAGGGUCGCUGGGGAAACUGAGGCAGGACUGGGGACUCUGGGUGAGAGGUCAGACAGUGGUCGCGGACUCUUUCUCCCGAGAAAUGGGGAUAGCUCUUCCGAUAGCCCAAAGCGACUCACGCAGAUCCUAGAAGAGAGCGCCGAGGUCCGGGGGGUUGGCCCGGGAAAGCGAAGCGCCGCCCACGCGGCUGGGAAACCUCAGGGUGGUGCUGGCCGGAGGUGGAGCCAGGGGCGGGUUCCGGGCGGAGGGUGGGGCAGACGUGGGUUACCGGGUGUGCCAGCCAAACCUUGCACAGAGGAGGUGGCGGUGGUGGCCCUCGCCUGUGGCCCCCGUGCUGCUUGCACUCGAACUCUUCGCCAUGGAGGAGCUCCAGGAGCCUCUGAGUGGACAGCGCCGGCUCUGUUUCACGCCAGCUGCCCGGACCAGCCUCUUACUGCUCAGGCUCAACGACGCUGCGCUGCGGGCGCUGCAAGAGUGUCAGCGGCAACAGGUACGGCCGGUGAUUGCCUUCCAAGGCCACCGAGGGGUAAGUGCGAGCUCAGGGUGUGUGAGUGAGGUUAGGGCGAGGGAGCAUAAACGUGGGCUGGAGGUGGAAGGUGCGGUCGGGGCCGGAGGCUGCGAGUGGUCACGGUCUGAGGUAUUUCCGAGAACUGAACUCCAAAUGGGGCGAGGAGGCUGCUGGGGUUGUCCCAGGGGGCUGUGGUUGAGGGGACUGUGCUGUUUCAGCCUCCUGGGGAACUCAGGCCCAGCUGCACCUGGUGUGCUAACGAGCCCUGUGGGACCCGUCUUAGUCUUACUUAGGCUGGCUCCCGGAGGAGUGGCGGCGGCAGGAGGGGGAGGGGCUGACUUCAUGGGGCUUACCGUCUCCUUCCACCUCCAGUAUCUGAGGCUCCCAGGCCCUGGCUGGUCCUGCCUCUUCUCCUUCAUAGUGUCCCAGUGUUGCCAGGAGGGCGCUGGUGGUAGCCUAGACCUUGUGUGCCAACGCUUCGUCAGGUCUGGGUCUAACCGCCUCCACUGCCUGGGCUCACUCAGGGAGCGCCUCAUUAUUUGGGCAGCCAUGGAUUCUAUCCCAGCCCCAUUAUCAGUUCAGGGACACAACCUGCCUGAAGAUGCCAGACAUCCUGAGAGCUGGCAGAACACAGGAAACUAUUCUGAAGGAGAUGUAGUAUCACAGCCACAGAUAGCACUAGAGGAGGUGUCAGUGUCAGAUCCACUGGCAAGCAACCAAGGACAGUCACUCCCAGGAUCCUCAAGGGAGCACAUGGCACAGUGGGAAGUGAGAAACCAGACCCAUCUUCCAAACAGAGAACCUGUUCAAGCGCUGCCUUCCUCUGCCAGCCGGAAACGUCUGGACAAGAAACGUUCAGUGCCUGUGGCCACUGUAGAACUAGAAGAAAAGAGGUUCAGAACUCUGCCUUUAGCGCCAAGCCCCCUACAAGGCCUGACCAAUCAGGAUUUACAAGAGGGAGAAGAUUGGGAGCAAGAAGAUAAGGAUGAAGACAUGGACCCCAGAUUAGAAUGCAGUUCUUCAGUUCAAGAAGAUUCUGAAUCCCCAAGCCCUGAAGAUGUACCAGACUAUCUCCUGCAAUACAGGGCCAUCCGCAGUGCAGAACAGCACCAUGCCUAUGAGCGGGACUUUGAGACAGAUUAUGCUGAAUACCGCAUCCUGCAUGCCCGUGUUGGGACUGCAAGCCAAAGGUUCAUAGAGCUGGGAGCAGAGAUUAAAAGAGUUCAGCGAGGAACUCCGGAAUAUAAGGUGCUGGAAGACAAGAUAGUCCAGGAAUAUAAAAAGUUCAGGAAGCGGUACCCAGGUUACAGAGAAGAAAAGCGUCGCUGUGAGUACCUUCACCAGAAAUUGUCCCACAUUAAAGGUCUCAUCCUGGAGUUUGAGGAAAAGAACAGGGGCAGCUGAAGUUAUCAAGGGAAUUCUUGAGCCUCUGCUUAGUGAAACACGAAGGAACAAAGCAGCUGUAAACUAAAUAGAAUGCAACUAUCUGCUUUUCUUUUGCUGACCACUGGAGUCCGUGGUGGCAAGUAGAGAGUUGCUCUAGCUUCCUGAGGUUUGGUUUUCAUUGUUAAUUUUUAGGGUGUGGGCACUGUGCAAAGACUCCAUAGCUAUGCCUAGGAGUUUAGGAAAAGUGACAGAGGCUUGGCUUUUUUACCUUUAGUUCAGCCAAGUCAUUUUCAAGUCCUGAGAAAUGACAUCAUCUUCAGGAUAAGAUAAUGAGGACAUUAGACAAACCAAACUAAGUGAAUUUAGUCUACUAGCCUCCCUAAGGAAACAGUAAUAAUAACUUUUGGUAAGAGCUAAAAUAACUUGUAGCAUACCUAGAUAUAAUGGGAAAGGGCCUGGGUGUUACCCAUGUACUGAAAAUGAACUUUUUUACCAACAUGGCUAAAAAAUUAAAACUGACUGCUUCUGUGUCCUUUG
This is a messenger RNA of Macaca mulatta (Rhesus monkey), 3115 nucleotides long. The record is from RefSeq and is a predicted model, not a curated record. Lineage: Eukaryota; Metazoa; Chordata; Mammalia; Primates; Cercopithecidae.